Molecule: messenger RNA, 1665 nt
Organism: Suillus plorans
Lineage: Eukaryota; Fungi; Basidiomycota; Agaricomycetes; Boletales; Suillaceae
Exons: 5
Coding region: 1-1665 (554 amino acids)
Source: RefSeq, a predicted model, not a curated record
AUGUUUACAAACCAGACCUCUCAGCGGCGUCCCAGUGGUGCUCCGAAUAACCCAGGUCAAGGUGCUGCCAGUACUAGUGUGGGGGUUGAUCAAGACAACCAACAGCAAAUAACAGAGGCGUACCGUGCUCAAUUACACUCCAUUCCACACUUGUCCCCACUCCAUCGUGUUGGGAAUAACUUGAACCCGCUGCAGCACGAUGAUCCGUUCACAAAUAGUCAAGGAUUCCCUACCCCUUCACCGGACCUUCGUCACCUGCAGGGAUUUCCUACGCCGUCGCCAGAUCUUGGUCGUCAAGGGCCAUAUAUGUAUGGUGGUGGACAACAGCAGACACCCGCGCUGCUUAGCAUGAGAUCUGGUGGUCCGAGUCAAGGUGGUUCUCCAGAUGAGUAUCAGCAACGCUAUUUGUUUCAUCAGCAAAAAGCAGCACCGCAAAUGAAUCAAGGUCCAUACCAGCAUGGCUCCCACACGUAUGACGAACAGUUGCAGAAUCUUAACUCUAUGGUCGCGAAACUCGUCUUUGAGGUAGCAAUGCUGUCGGAAAGUAACCAACAAAUUCUUCUUGUUAAUGCACAACACUCUGUCGCCAACGAUACACUUACCUUGCAAGUCAAGACCUUAGAAGAUCAAGUUCAAACAUUGAAAACUGAUAUCUCGGAGUUGCAACUUGAAGCUACUGCAAAAUCGCAGAAGAAAUCGAGCGGAAAGAACAUUUCCAAUGACCACCCCGCCUUAAAAGUCGGUGCCAUUCAACCACUAGAGAAUGGAGCAUUUUACGAGACAAGCGAAUCUGGAGGCAAGACGAUCCAAGUCUGGCACCCAAACUGGUUGGGACAAGUAGAUGAAAGCGUGAAUGCAAAGUUCAUAAAAGAGGUUGCUGACUGUGUCUAUAAUGAUGAGAAGCACUGCCGCGAGAGCCUCCACACAAAGGGGGAGAUCCCUGACGAGGACUUUAAUAUGCAGGUCAUUAUGCAAUGCACGAAGGAUUACUUUCGCAACAUACACAAGCAAGUGUUGAGUCGUAGUGAUGUCGGAAAGGCCAAGAAGGCCCAGGAGAAGAAGGAUCAAAUUCGUCAGCGGACUCGUCGUCAAACAGCUACAAAAAACCGUCGGCUAGCAGCGCUUGACUGGGAAAAAGAGACUGGUAACGUUGGAGCUGUUGCAAUGAUAGACACAGAUUUUGCAUCCGACAUCUUGUCAUAUGAUGAGGGUGAUCUGAGCGAGGACAAGUUGAAUCGAAGAGCGAAGUCUGGGGCAGGCAAAGGUGCAAAUAUGGCUGUGGGGUUGGAAUGGCGUUCACCUCAAUUUGUCGCAUUUGGACGAUUCCUAACGCUCCGGAGCUUGAAGACUCCAGAUGACAGCAAAAAGGCACUGUCAGAGGCAAACACCGCAGCUACUACAGAGGGAACGUCAUCAGCAACAAAUCCAGGCACCAGAGAGCGUCCAAGUAAGCGUCGUAGGACCACAGCAGGCCAAAACAAGAAGUUGAUCAAGAAGACUUUUGACAUCAACCCCGAUCAAAUGAACAAGAAUCCCCCAAAGUCGGCAAGGAAAAACGCACCAUUUGAGAAUAUGGUCGCUAAUCACUGGAAGAAAGCUCACCCUAUCUAUUUGGUGUUCCGGGUGCGCCCCCGUAAGCAUCACCCUGUCACCCCAUUUAACUAA